Molecule: messenger RNA, 2473 nt
Organism: Carassius carassius (crucian carp)
Lineage: Eukaryota; Metazoa; Chordata; Actinopteri; Cypriniformes; Cyprinidae
Product: Fc receptor-like protein 5
Exons: 16
Coding region: 1-2271 (756 amino acids)
Biological process (GO): cell surface receptor signaling pathway
Molecular function (GO): transmembrane signaling receptor activity
Source: RefSeq, a predicted model, not a curated record
AUGGGAACAGAGGAGAGUAACUAUGGAAACAAACAAGCUUUACCCAGAUCUACUCUGACUGUGACUCCAGACACUGCUGUCUUCACUGGAGAGAGAGUGAGUCUGAAGUGUGUGAUAACACCUUAUUACACUGACUGGAGAUAUGAGUGGAAUAAAGACAGUGUAAUAUUACAGUCGUCUGAGCGUCACACUGUAAACAGAAACACUCUCACUAUUGAAGGAUCUGAAUCAUCUGAUGCGGGUCAGUACACGUGUAGAGGACAGAGAAAAGGGCGACCAAACUCUUCACAAUCAAACUAUGUUUCUCUCUCUGUGAAGGAUCUGGAGCCAAAGCCUGAACUCACAUCAGAUCCUGCAGGAGCUGCACUGACAGGAAACACAGUGACUUUGACCUGUCGCAUGAAUCUGUCUCCUGGAUGGGACUUUUACUGGUACAAACACACACUGAACUCUGAGACAAAGACAGAAACAAACUCCUACAGUGUGAAGAUUGAUUCAGUGUCUGAUGGAGGCCAGUACUGGUGUAGAGCUGGAAGAGGGAAACCAGUCUACUACACACAAUACAGUGAUGCACUGUGGGUAAAUGUUACAGUGAGUCCUAAAGCUGUGGUGACGGUACGACCGGAUGAACAAGUGUUCAGAGGAGAAACAGUCUCUCUCAGAUGUGAUAUAAAGUGGGGAGGAGACACUGAGUGGACGUACAGAUGGGAAACAGAGGGAACUAACUACCAACAUAAAACCUCUGUCAGCCGAACCUCAACACAAGAGCUGAACAUCAGCAGUGUUGAAGUCUUUCACCGUGGUAAAUACACCUGUACAGGACAGAUGGGAACACAAAGCUCUCAGCGCAGUGAUGCUGUUACACUGAAUGUAUCAUCUGAAGCUCAGGCAGCAGUGCGAGUGUCUCCACAGCCGUGGCUGACUGAAGGAGACUCAGUGACUCUGAUCUGUGAGGUUACAGUCUCCUCUACAGGCUGGACGUUCAGCUGGUUCAGAGAUGAUGAUCAUCUGUCUGACAGCAGCAGAGGAGCUGGAGGCUCUUACACUCUCAGUCCUGCUGCUCUACAGCACACAGGAGUUUAUACGUGCAGAGCAGAGAGAGGACGACCGGCCUAUUACACAAAGACCAGUAACACACAGCCCCUGUGGAUCACUGGUGUUUCUCCUUCAGUGUCUCUGGUGGUCCGUCCCAGCAGAAGUCAACACUUCUCAUCUGACUCUCUCUCUCUGAGCUGUGAGGAUCAGACGAACUCUUCUGGAUGGACAGUGAGAAGAUACACAGACAGAAACACAGAAGAUUGUUCAAAACUAACAGGAUCUACAUGUCGACUCGUCUCUCUCAGCACAUCUGACUCUGGAGUUUACUGGUGUCAGUCUGAAUCUGGAGAGAAACGUCAUCCUCUAAACAUCACUGUACACAAUGGUGAUGUGAUUCUGGAGAGUUCUGUUGAUCCUGUGAUUGAGGGACAUACUCUGACUCUACACUGUUUACAUCGAUCUACAAUCUCCUCGAUCCUCAGAGCUGAUUUCUAUAAAGACGGAUCACUCGUCCAGAAUCAGACGACAGGAGAGAUGAACAUCACGACUGUCUCAGAGUCAGACGAGGGUUUCUACUACUGUAAAACAGAGAAAGGACAGUCACUGCACAGCUGGAUCUCAGUCAGAGUCUCAGCAGCUUCAUCUUCUCUUCUGGUCACUGGUGUGGUUGUGGGAUCGAGUGUUUGUCUGUUGUUCUUCCUCUCACUGCUGCUGAUGUGGAGAUACAAGAAGAACAAAGAUCAGCCGCGUAACAUUAACCAGACAUCAGUCCCAAAUCAAUCUGCACAAUCUCAACUGGAUAACUUUCCUCUACAGUCUGCAGAUUCUGAUCACAUUUAUAACAAUGUGACUGAAGUGAAUAAGAGAGUCAAAGAUGAUUCAGAGCCCUGGACAGAUGUCACAUAUUCAGAGGUCACUGUUAAGAAAAAGAUGGACAAAGCUAAAUCAGAGUCAAAUUAUGUGACAUACUCAGAAGUCGGAAAAAGAGGAAAGAAAUGCAAAAGUAAAGAUAUUAAUCCUGCAGGACCCAGUGAUUUGACUUACGCAGAGAUCAAUAUACAGGACAAGAAGAAAACCAAAGGCAAAGGGAAGAUCAGUGAGUCUGGAGACACUUUGUACUCUGAACUGAAGCAGAACACAGAUAGAGAUGCUGAUGCUGGAGUUGGUGAUGCAACUUCUGCUCUAGCUUUUUGGAAAAAGGGUCACAAGAAGAUUAAUAAAACAUGUCCCUGAGUUCAGAGAAGACACCAGACGACUAAAAGAUUCACAGCAGCAGACACAGUAACGCUUGCAUUGCUUCAGAAAUGAUAAUGAGUGAACUGAUUAUGAACAUGCUUGACUGAAAUACUUUACAGAUAUUUAUGCACUGUAUUAUAUGUACAAUUGCAAGCAAUCAAAUCUAUCUACACAUAUAGUAAAACAGUUUUACCAGUGA